Molecule: messenger RNA, 987 nt
Organism: Vidua chalybeata
Lineage: Eukaryota; Metazoa; Chordata; Aves; Passeriformes; Viduidae
Product: collagen alpha-1(I) chain-like
Exons: 3
Coding region: 1-978 (325 amino acids)
Source: RefSeq, a predicted model, not a curated record
AUGGUCUCCGGGGGGCCGCAUAGACCCGGGGCGGAGCGAGACACGGGCGGGGGCCGCAGGGCCGCGCUCUGUCCGCCGCUCGCCCCUCACUCCAUCCCGGCCCGCGCCGCGGCGCCCCGGCCGAGUCACGGCGCGGGGGCUGCCGGGAGCUGUAGUGCGGCGGGGCUCGGGGCGGGCGCGCCGGGGGUCGGCAAUGGCAAUGCGGAGUGGCCCCGCUCCCCUCAGGGAGAUGUAGGCGGGAACCCCGCGGCGGGACGGGCCCCGCUCCCCUCAGGGAGAGCCAGGCGGGAACCCCGCGGCGGGACGGGCCCCGCUCCCCUCAGGGAGAUCCAGGCGGGAACCCCGCGGUGGGACGGGCCCCGCUCCCCUCAGGGAGAUCCAGGCGGGAACCCCGCGGCGGGACUGGCCCCGCUCCUCUCAGGGAGAGCCAGGCGGGAACCCCGCGGCGGAACGGGCCCCGCUCCCCUCAGGGAGAGCCAGGCGGGACCGGCCGCGCUCCUCUCAGGCCUCCUCAGCUGCCCGCCGCCUUUAGCAGCUGAAGAGCGGCCUGGAGUGACACCGAACAGCAGGGCCAAGCUGGGGCUGACGGGGUCAAACCGCGUCACCAGCUUGAUCCCGAGCCCUGAAUACCCACUGAUAUCCAGGCCAGAUGAUGAGCAGGACUGCCCAUCUCGGAAAGCGCCGUGCAGAGGGAAGCCGUCCCCAUGCGCACAGGCCGGAGUCUCAGGCAGGAACAGGCCUCCAAAGUGCAAAUCAUUGUGGACACCAAGUGCUUCGCUGGAGAACCUAGUCAGCUUCAGAUGGGAGAGAGUAUAUCCCAUCCUUUCAUAUCCCAUUUGCUCCCCAGAGAGCCUGGGUAGGAAAAAAUCAUACCACCCUCAUUCAAGUAAAAAAUUAAAACGUGUUAAACACUAUGCAAAAAGUCCUGGAAGAUUUAUUCACAGUUACAGUAAGUCAAAGACGUGUUUGGGGAGAUGAGGAGGAGUG